Vigna angularis (adzuki bean) is the source of this 724-nucleotide messenger RNA. Its product is annotated as two-on-two hemoglobin-3. The coding region runs from base 57 to 563 and encodes 168 amino acids. The record is from RefSeq and is a predicted model, not a curated record. The transcript is spliced from 4 exons. Lineage: Eukaryota; Viridiplantae; Streptophyta; Magnoliopsida; Fabales; Fabaceae. Gene Ontology annotation, biological process: oxygen transport. Gene Ontology annotation, molecular function: oxygen carrier activity; oxygen binding; heme binding.
UCUCAGUGCCAAUGCGUGUUUUUCACGGGAAUAACUGUCGUUGAAUCGAAAAAAAAAUGCAGAGUCUGCAAGAAAAGGCUUCCGAAUGGAGUGGGGUUGCCAUAGACGACGCUUUUUCCAUCGACAACACCAACCUCUUUAACAAGCUCGGCCUUCAAACCUUCAUCAACCUCUCCACCAAUUUCUACAACAGGGUAUACGCCGAAGAGGAAGAGUGGUUUCGUUCAAUAUUCGCUAAUUCUAAGAAAGAAGACGCUAUUCAAAACCAAUACGAGUUCUUCGUGCAACGAAUGGGUGGACCUCCUCUCUUUUCCCAAAGAAGAGGACAUCCCGCUCUAAUUGGUCGACAUCGCCCAUUUCCUGUAACGCAUCAAGCUGCAGAGAGAUGGUUACAUCACAUGCAACAAGCAUUAGACAGUACUCCAGAUAUAGAUGAUGACUCAAAGACCAAAAUGAUGAACUUUUUCAGGCACACUGCAUAUUUUUUGGUCGCUGGAGAUGAGCUAAAGAAUCAAAACCAACAGAUUCCCUGCAAACAUGCAGCCAAAAGAGAUGAUUCAUAAAUCUUUAUUUCAAUUUCCUUUUUAUUUAUUGCAUUUUUCCCAAAACUUUGUGUAAAAAAUAGUUGAAUACAAAAAACAGUAUUGAAUUGCCUUUAAGUUGUACUCACUAAACUCUGGCAGGUCUAAUCCUUACUCAGAAGUUUUAUGAUUUUUUCCUUGAA